ACCCCGUCCCGCUGCUCGCUGUCCUUAGGAAGAGGUCUGCACCCUGAUGAACAACAAGUACAGCGAGUUCCUGCCCAGCAUGCAGAGCGCUGAGGAUCUGGUGGCACAGGUGGAGGGACUGUCCAGCAACAUCGAUCUGCUCAAGGCGGACAUCGAGAACGAGGUCCAGCGYGAUCUAAAUGUCUCUGUUGCUGAAUUCACCAAGCUGAAGCAGCAGCUGGAGAGGGACACACUGGUGCUGAGCAUCCUGAAAAAGCUGCAGGAGUUUGAUACAAGCUUUGAAGAGUGCAGCACGGCCCUGCUGGAGAAGAAAUACGYGACAGCAGCUCAGCAGCUGGAGCAGGCCCAGAAACGCCUCAGCAGCCUGGAAUCCCGCAGGGGCUUUGAGCUGAAGAUCCUGAAGGCCCUGGGCAGGGAGCUGAUGGUGCAGACACAGAAUGUCAUCUACCACCUCGGGCAGGAGUGGCAGAAGCUCAUUGUGUGGAAGCUUCCCCCUUCCAAAGAAAGCAGCAGCCUGGAGGCCGUGCUGCUCUCAGAGCUGCACUUACACACGGUGCCACCCCAGGAGGAGGACACUGCUGUCCCAUCCAUCGCUGCUGUGCUGCAGGCCUUGGCUGUCCUGGGAGAKCUGCACUUCAAACUCAAAGGUUUUGGCCAGUUGUUGCUGCAGUACAUCCUGAAGCCACUGAUAUCAUUCCCAUCUCUGGAGCCCGUCACAGAGGAACAGCCAGAUGUGUUCAUUCUCAGGUUUAAAUUCCAGGAGCUUGCCUUGGACAAGUCCUCUCCUAUGGAGGUGUUUGACAAGAUCAGGCUGGUGUUUGAAGUUCUGCACAAACACCUGCUAAAUGUGCCUGUGGAGCAGCCUGGGGAAGGCAGAAAGGACAGCACAGUGACUCUGGCAGAGCUGCUGGGGGAGCUCCUGUGGGAGGAGCUCUCAGACUGCCUCAUCCAGAACUGCCUGGUGAACUCCAUCCCAACCGACAGCAGCAAACUGGAGCAGUACAAAGAGGUGAUUGAAUCCACAGCAGAAUUUGAGAAAGCCCUGAAAAAGAUGCAGUUUUUGAAAGAAGACACCACUGCCUUGUUGAAAUACGCCUGCAACGUCAAUUCCCACUUUGCCAACAAGAAGUGCCGGGAUGUGAUCAUGGCAGCCAGGAGACUGAUGACCUCAGAAAUACACAACACUGUGAAGAUCACACCCGAUUCCAGUAUAACCCCACCAGAGCUCGCUGAUCCUGGCACUGGAGACCACCCAAAAAUACACRGCCCCUGCAGCCUCGUGCCCAGUGAGACAGUGAAUUUGGGGGGUGAGAGGAGGCUGCACCAGUUCACCCUGUGCCUGCCCCCGUGCCGGAUCAGCUCCUCGGUGCAGCAGCUGGUGGAGCUGGCMUAUCACACCCUGCGGGAGGCCAGCAGCAGCUCGGAUCUCCGCUGUGUGCAGCUCUUCAACUGCGUCAGGAACGUCUUCCAGCUCUUCUAUGAGGUGGUGCCCACAUACCACAAGGAGAACCUGCAGAAGCUGCCCCAGCUGGCUGCCAUCCACCACAACAACUGCAUGUACAUCGCCCAGCACCUGCUCACCCUGGGCCACCAGUUCCGUGAGCGCAGCCCCAGCGUGCUGUGCAACGAGGCAGCCACCUUCGUGGACCUGGUGCCUGGCUUCAGGAAACUGGGGGUGGAGUGUUUUCUGGCCCAGAUGCGAGUGCAGAAGGGAGAAAUCCUGGAGAGGCUCUCGAGUGCCAGGAAUUUUUCCAAUAUGGAUGAUGGGGAGAAUUACCAUGCAGCAAAUAAAGCCAUAAAGCAGGUGUUGCACCAGCUGAAGAGGUUGGGCAUGGUGUGGCAGGACGUGCUCCCCACCACCGUGUACUGCAAGGCCAUGGGGACCUUACUGAACACAGCCCUGGCUGAGAUUGUCACCAGGAUUGCUGGCCURGAGGAUAUCUCUGCAGAGGAUGCAGAGAGGCUCUACUCRCUCUGCAGGAUCGUGCUGGAGGAGGCACCCCGAGUUUUCACCCCYCUGCUUGAAGAAGCUGAAAAUAAGAGGUACCAAGAGGAGGUUCCAGUCUACGUGAGGAAGUGGAUGACAUUCAAGAAGCUGAUGAUCAUCCURCAGGCCAACCUCCAAGAAAUCGUGGAUCAGUGGGCAGAUGGGAAGGGAACUCUGGCAGAGGAAUUCUCAGCAGCUGAGGUGAAGAGUCUGAUCCGAGCCUUGUUCCAGAACACAGAGAGGAGAGCGGCAGCACUGGCCAAGAUCAAGUGACUCCAUGUUUACACCUUGUGGCACAGCAAGACCAAACAGACUUUCAAAYAGCUUUUGGAUUUCACCUUUCUUAUUUACACUGGUCUGAAAAGCUUUGGAAUUGGGGAAGUGCUUCCUGGAGCUUGGCUGGGGYGGGGAUGGAGCAUUUUGUGGUGUUUGUGUAACCUCAUCUCACGCUGGGCUCAGGGCCCUGCAGGGGCCAUUUUUGUGCUCAGCUCUGACUCAUCUAUGCAGUUUUACAUCAGGGGACCUGCAGCCCCUCUGUGACCUCUUUGUCCCUGCAAAUCACACAUGGAACCCACAGACUUUGAUAUCCCAGGAAGUGCCAAACUUUGCCACCUCAGGUUCCUCUGAGCAGCAGAUCUCAAUGGACAAAAUUAGGGGGGAGAUGUGGGGAAAGGAGAUCCUGUGCUGAAUGAAGCAUUGAUUAGGUCCCAGAAUUUCACACAGGUAGGGAAAUUCUCUUAUUUCUCAUGSAAGAUAUCUUGAAACUGAGACAGAGUUUUUCAAUCUCACUUUCCUGACUGUAGAAGCCAGUUCAGCUCCUUCCUUGAUGUUUUUGUUGGGUGUCUUUUUGGUGGUGUAUUUUCUGUCCUUCAAGAAUAAUGAGAGAAAUGUAAACCGAUUUAAAAAGGGAAUGAAAGGUGCACUCACAGCAGUCUUUUCAGUCACAAAAGGCUACGUUUGACACUUGGAUUAAUGUACAUUGUUCAUAGAAUUGUAAAUUGCUAUUUUUAAUAAACUCGACUGAGCACAU
This is a messenger RNA of Malurus melanocephalus (red-backed fairy wren), 3017 nucleotides long. RefSeq names its product zw10 kinetochore protein (gene ZW10). The record is from RefSeq and is a predicted model, not a curated record. Gene Ontology annotation, cellular component: RZZ complex; nucleus; chromosome, centromeric region. Lineage: Eukaryota; Metazoa; Chordata; Aves; Passeriformes; Maluridae. The transcript has 15 exons. The coding region runs from base 47 to 2260 and encodes 737 amino acids. Gene Ontology annotation, biological process: endoplasmic reticulum to Golgi vesicle-mediated transport; mitotic spindle assembly checkpoint signaling; mitotic cell cycle.